AUGUCCCUCCCGCAACUCUCCCUCGAUUUGGUCGUUACGUUUUGCACCAGAUGCGUAGAUUGGUACCGCAACGAGAAAGUGGUGCGCUCUGCCGUAUGCAGUACCUUGUGGAAUUCGACACUGAAGAGGCGCUUGGGCUCCGUCUUCCUCUUUCCAUAUUAUGCCAUAGGAGGUCAUGUUGUUGCUCAUAAUAACUUGACACGAUACAAGAUUAUACCCAAGGAAACGUUAACACCAAUCCAUGGUUCUGACAAGACAAGGAAGGUCAUCAUGGAGGAGAAGUUCCUCUUUGAUGUCGUUCCCUAUUAUGAUCAUGGUGGACGUUGACGUUGAGUUUCCCUUUCCACAAAUUUAUUGAUAUGGUAGUGCUGAAGUGAGACUUCUCUAAGGACAGACGAGUGUGACUAUUUAUAACUCGAUGUUGUUAAUUUAACUGUCUGAUGAAAAGUUGUUCCUCCGAGCACCCUAACCGCCUGAAGCCCUUCCUAUUCGAUCCCUUAGUCUUCUAGUUAGUGUACUAAGUAUAAUAGAACAAUUUGUAGGGGUGCCCGAUCCAGGAUGGGAUGGAACGGAUGGACUUCCCCGCUCCGCUAAGCAUUUCAAGUAGGACCCAAGGACUUUGGUAGGUCCAUCCGAUCCAUACAAGUGAGUCCAUCCUACGCGGCUCGUUAUCUAUAAACUAUUCUAGUAUAACGUUAAACUUAAAAGUUAAGGUGCCAUCUUCUAACCAUUCGUCCAACCAGAGAAUUGCAACUUCAAGCUCGAUUUGCGUUACCACGAAGACCGGUUAUGUUUGUUUAGUCUUCUCCAGUAUGAGAAGAUAGAAGAUGGCGACAAUAUUCCCAGCGACAGCAUACAUUUCGACAACCCAGACAACUUGGUCUGGAAUGGGUACUUGUGUUUUUUUACGCCAGUACGUUGGCUUUGGCAAUUCUUCGUUCUUCAGAGGCCAUGCACACGAAAAACUCGAAAACAACCUUCUUCAGAGACCGAAGCGCCUUCACAAACUACGAACGUACAGGUACCUUCCAAAAACUUGGGAAAACGAGGCGCCUAGGCGUGGG
This is a messenger RNA of Amoebophrya sp. A25, 1064 nucleotides long. The record is from the annotation of a GenBank genome assembly. Lineage: Eukaryota; Dinophyceae; Syndiniales; Amoebophryaceae.